AUGAAGACGUUGACGCAGACGGUGGCAGGAGAUUUCAGCGAAGGGAUUCCCAGAAGCGCCACCGACAGCGACACGAGGUCCAGGCUCGGCUCGGUUCAGUCCGGCAUCGAGUCGUAAGUCUUGGAACUCACGGCUUCGAAGAUUCUCAAGCACCACAAAUAGUGCUGUUUCGAUUCUUUUCCAUUAUCAAGUCGCGAAAUUUUGAUGAGAAUCUGAUUUUUACGGGUCAUGCAUACUUCUUAGCUUCUUUCACUACUAUGAAAAGUUUGAUUUUUUCAUGAAUUUUUUCGAACUCGCGUUUGAACUGUGCUGACAGCUAACAACUGUGAAUAAGAAAAAGGAGCUACGGAUCUGAGAUUUUUGUUUUUUUUAGGGUUUUGAGGUUGAUAAAUUCUCAUUAGUUGGCCAAGUUUUCAUGAAGCGACGUGGCGGACUGUGUUCAAUUAUCCUCUCCCCAAUUUACCCGAAAAAUUUUCUCAUUUGAGAUAUGAUGUGAAACUGAAGAGGAGAUUUGAGAGACUUUCGUUAAAGGGAAGAAACGUUUGAGAACUAACGCCCAUAGAAUUCAAAGAUUUGUUGCGAAUAGUUCUGAAAAUGCAGCCUCGCAAAUUUUUCUUCCGUGGUUUUCUAUGAAACGUAGACAUCUUAAAAAUUAGCGAGAUUUCAAAAGCUCUCCUUUGGAAAAAAGGUUUUUUUUUCUCAGAAAGGCCACAAGGCAAAAAAGGAGAUUCCACCCCAUAUUUGAGUGCAAAAGAGGAUUUGGUUGGCUGGAGCCAAAUUGUAUUCAAAUUUUAAAGAAAUGGGUAGUAUUCCAGUUAUUCGGUUGGCGUGGGAAAAUCGAGUUCACAAAAUUGUAGAAUUGCAAGUGUUUUGAGAGAAGAAAUUCCAAGGCUUAUGAAAAGUCAGAAGAAUGAUAGAUCCACCAAAAAAUUGGGAAAAAAUAAUUUCAGUUUGAUUUUUGGGAAAAAAAAUUUUUCUACAAAAUUUUUCUACAAGUUUGACUAUCCACAAAAAACAAUGACGCAUAUCGGAGUUAAGCCUAUUUUUUUUUAGUUUUUUUUGGAAGUUCUUCAAAUUUUCGAUGAUUAAAAAAACUAAUCGGGAAGCCUCAAAGACUAUUUUGCAUGGUGUUCAACCGUAAACAUGGAAUCUUGAAUACGAUUUCGCGAAGCCUUUGGGAUGAAGCCAAGGUCCAAGAACCGAGACCUCAAAUUGCUGAACGAUUGGGGGCCUAAAAAGUUUGUCUUGCCGUUUCCCUGUUAUUUAUUUGCCUUUUUUGCCACAAAGACGUCUUGAAACGCAUUAAUCUUUUUAGAUUUUUCCCAUUGAGUUUUUUGUUGAGAAAAUGACUUCCUGUAAGUAAGGACUGAGCAAUUGAGCUUUUGAGCUUUGGACGAAUGAAGAAAAAGUUUAGAUGUUAAGAUGUGUUUGAAAAAAAUCAAAUGCAUUUUUUGCAGGCAAGGUUGCUACUUUCCGAAAUUCUUCCACACCGAGGAGGCACAAGUCGAAGGUAUCGGCUAUGGCUGCCGGUUGGACGCAGAGAGUGGGAAUCAGUGCAUGACGUCAUUAAGUGACGAGAUGAUGACGUCAUGUUUGCAGAGUGAUCACUCUAGAGGUGCGAUGGACGGCGCCAACCCGCGAAUCCGAAAAAGAGUGGCUUCGGCGGUUUCCAAACGGAAUUUUUCGGAAAAAUCACAUCAGCAGCACGAAGUCUCCUGGUAAAGUUUUCAGGAAAAAAACAGAGAAUCAGGUUGUAUUUCGAAAAUUGCUUCGUUGAUAAGUUUCGAGAAAAAACUACAUCAAAAAUUUCCAAAUGGCUAUUUUCUUUGAAAUACCAAUCUCUCCCAGUGAAGAUUUCGUUCGAAGUUUUUCAUUUGAAAAUAAAGGAAAGACAAAAGAAAAUUCACUUUAAAUAUUGUAUGAUUCCCAGGAAAACUAUCAAAUCGUUCGGAUUAUUCAACAGCGACGGAAAAAGACAUGAUUCAAGUGAAGCUCAGUUUUGUAGGAAAGGUAUUGUGAUUUCGGACAACUUUCUUCAUGAGUAUUCAUUGAUUAACACUACUUAACCUUACAGUAUUUUUCUUCAUAAUUUCUUGGGGUUCUCUCAAAAUAUACUUUCCUCGCUCUGACUUUAAAAGAGGUCGUCGCACUUGGAAUGGCUCAACGCGUCUCGGUCAUCUUCCAGAAUCAUUUUCAAUCACAAAAUAAAGAAAUAUUUGUGAGACGCAAUCAGUCUCAACUCGAUGUGUAACUAGAAUUGAAAUAAUUCCAUCUCAUCUUCCUUUACCUCGGACUAAAAAUCCCUGUUCGACUUUAGCCUAUCCAUCACACCUUCAUUGAUGAUUCGCUUUCCCUUCUUUGUCAUACUUUUAUAAUGUGUUCAUUUUUUUUUUUCAAUCUUAGCGCCCAGAUAUAGUUGCUCAAAAUGUUUUUAGAUUUUUUUUUUGAAAUAUUGCAAAAGGGAAAUUGUGACGAUGAGUUGCCCUCUGAGACGACAAUUUUUAAAACUCGAUGAAGCUGCGCGUUAACUUAUAACAUUUCAAACUUUCUCAUGCUCUCUUAAAAUUGUUACUCAAUAACUUUUUUCAGGGCAGGACGGAGCGGUCGAGUCGAGAGAUUCGCAUGGAUAAAGAGACAAGGUUCAGAGAAAUCGAGGAAAUGACUCCUCGCGGAGCUUCCAUUUUCGUGACCCCUGGUUUCAGUGUCGACUUGAACAAAUUGGUCGGUUAUGACUUUGUUUAUAAUCACGAAUUCGCGCUCUACGAGUUCAAAAUUCUUCUUAACUUUUCAAAGUUGCUGAGCUGAGAGCUAGAAAAUGAACUGAAAUACUUUUAAUCCGAGUAAAUAAUUAAUAAGGUCUUGAAAGGACGAAAUCUCCGGAUCUGCUAUCAAUUGGAGACUGUUCUUUUUAAAAACAGUUUUCGUUCUUAUGUAACCAUGUGAUAAUCAAAAAAACAUUUGCACUACCUUUCGAAGUUUCUUUUUGAAAAGUUAUUGCAUAUGGUACUUUUUAAAUUCUCAGUUGCAGUUCAAGCGCAAACUAAUAUAACUAACCGGAAGUUUUUUUAAAUUCAUAAUUAAACUUUUUUUAUUUUUAAAUUUAGGUAAACCUUCGUUCUCUGUUCAGUGGGGAUUGGUUCGAACUUAGUAUUGAGCCCAAUUUUUGAUUAAACUUUUUAAAUCAGCCGUGAAUCUGAAGAAUUUCACACUAAUUAAAAAUUGAAAGCUGGCGUCUCGCAAAAAAUCUCCCGCAUUAGUUGAGUUCUGAUGUACUAAUAAAUAUGUUUCCUCAAAUUUUUUUCCAAACCUCGUGGUUUGAAAAUGAUCGAAUUAGCUAGUCGAACUUUCAAAUUAAGUCUUUUUUUCUCAUAUUUUUUUCCGCUUCAAAAGCCGAAAAUUGCAAUUGAAAAAAAGUUGUUUCUCUUACAGACUUAGUAAAUCUAUUUUUUUAGUAAGAAAAUAAAAAAACAUGAAAAAAAUGAAAAUAAAAAAAAACACAAAAAUAAUUCACUCAGGAGAAAGUAGACAACCGCAUGAGCUCAAAAUGGAGAAUCGGCGAUGUCGCGUCGACGGAAUCGCCUUUCGUCCACUUCGUCGUCGUCGAGAACGACUGA
Caenorhabditis auriculariae is the source of this 3614-nucleotide messenger RNA. NCBI's taxonomy places the organism in Eukaryota, Metazoa, Nematoda, Chromadorea, Rhabditida, Rhabditidae. The record is from the annotation of a GenBank genome assembly.